UUAAAACUUGUAAAGAAGCAUCCAUUGUACCUGACGAUUCGUACGAUAGAACGGGUCCACUUACUCUGUGCAAUUAUCGGCCGCUGGUUGUUGCCGCUUUACGGUAUCGGCACCGAUCAGAUCACUGAGUUGCUGCUCAUCAACAUUGGCACCGCUGCUGACAUCAUUGACCUCUUCGAGGCCUUCAGCGAGGAAGCCGUUGUCAAACAUUUCUCCCUACAAGUCAGCAUCCUUUGCUUAUGGCAAGUCAGCCUUCUGCAGUUUUGCUUUAAUAAGACCGCCAGACUUGAGGCCAGCACACCAACCGUCGUGGAACAUCCACAGACGCCAGACAGUGGUCAGCAUAACCCCUUUCUGGCAUCCGCGACAGGCGACACCAACCAAAACUUUAACUUGCCAAGUUGCAUAGGAAAGAAGACUCGUCGGUCAAGCUCCCAGUCUGACACGGAAUCACAGGUGCAGAGCUCUUCAACGACAGACAUCGUUCAGUCAAGCUCUCUGCAUGAAACGGAAUCACAGACGCAAAGCUCUACAAUUCAGGAGAUCAGUGAAGCAAGCUCCCUGCAAGAAACGGAAUCACAGACCGAAUCGAGCGAUUCUAUAGACGGAGACUGCUGUUGUUACGGUUGUUUCUGGCGUAAUUACUAUACUCUACGUGGUCAUUUUGUUGAGGUCAUCUUCGGAACGGAGUUAUGGACCAUUAUUAUGACUCUACUGCUCCAUGAUAUACCUUUUAUGUGCCUAAGACUCACUCUGAUUUUUGCCUUUGCUGUGCGCAGUUAUCAGAACGUCUUUUUCGUUGCCAAGAACAUGGUCCUUGUUCUGGCCCAGAUCUUUCGGUGCUACACCCUGCUACGAGCUUACAUUUCUAAGCAGCAGUUGCUUGAACAAGGCCGCCUCUUACGCCCACGAUAA
Dibothriocephalus latus is the source of this 915-nucleotide messenger RNA. The record is from the annotation of a GenBank genome assembly. Lineage: Eukaryota; Metazoa; Platyhelminthes; Cestoda; Diphyllobothriidea; Diphyllobothriidae.